Plasmodium fragile is the source of this 1218-nucleotide messenger RNA. RefSeq lists its product as uncharacterized. Gene Ontology annotation, molecular function: snRNA binding; RNA methyltransferase activity; O-methyltransferase activity. Lineage: Eukaryota; Apicomplexa; Aconoidasida; Haemosporida; Plasmodiidae. Bases 1 to 1218 code for a protein of 405 amino acids. The record is from RefSeq and is a predicted model, not a curated record. Gene Ontology annotation, biological process: snRNA modification. The transcript has a single exon.
AUGUCGAAUUGUAUUUUUAGAAACACGGAAAAGAAGGAACUGCAGAUGUUGAAGAGGCACUUUAGGGUUACUCACCCAGGUGUAGCCCAACCAGACAAGGUGAUAUACAAAACGAAGAGGGGGGAGAGGGUGAGACAGGAAAUUUACCUGCAUGGAAAUUACCCCAACUACUUUUAUGAAAGGUACUGGAAGAGGAAAAAAAAAUGUGAAGAAAUUUCCCGAGGUGGGGUAGUGACCAAAUGUGAUGAUGAAGAGGCCAAGGACAAGAAAGAAGCAGAUAAGCAAUACAAAGCAAAUGAACGAGUUUGCAAAGUGGUGGAAGUUGGUGAGGCGGAUAAGAAGCACAUAAUCGAUGACUACAGAUUAACCCACGUGAAUAAUCUCAUGAAUGGUAUUUUUUAUAACAAGAACGUUCUGGACAUUGGCUGCAAUUGUGGGGUAACCACCUUUUUGCUUAGUCUUAAAUAUAAGUGCCGAGUUGUAAAUGGCAUUGACAUUGAUUGUAACCUCAUUAAUAACAGCGUUACUUUGUUGAGGAUUUUCAUCGAAUUUGUUUUAGUGUAUAAUAGCCAGAACCACGUUGUCCCCUUUUUCCUGCGCCGCCGCAACUUGACGCAAAUGCAGAGGGAUAUCUUCCUCGAGCUGCACCUGCUGCGGGAAGCGAUAAGAAGCGAUGCGCUAAGGAGCGAUGCGGCAGGGGACAAAAUAGACCAAGCGGUUAAAGGAGAAACUGUGGGGGACAAACCCGAGACAGACCAAGCACUGUCCUGCACGCGCGAACACGUCUUCCCCUUCAAUAUAUAUUUCUCCUGCUUGAACAUUUUUGACCAAGUUUUCCAAACCGCGCAGGGCACGUACGACGUAAUUAUUUGCUUCUCAGUCCUAAAGUGGAUACAUCUGAACCAUGGAGACGCUCAGGUGAUUCUCUUUUUCGACCGCAUCCACAGUCUGCUAAAAGAAGGAGGGUAUUUCGUCCUGGAGUAUCAUAAGGAAAUAAAAUACAAGGUUAAGACAUGUGACCGGGAUUAUUAUACGCAUGAGACAAAUCUGAGUUAUAAAGAUUUUGAUGCGAUUGCUCGGGGGGGGUAUCAAAAUAGCAGUAGGAUGAAUCUCGUUGAACGCACGAUUUUUGACGCCAAUGCGGAAGUGGGCCCAAGCGGGAAGAAGAAAGGGCCAGGCAUGUUUAGCAGAAUUGUUUGCAUUUAUCAGAAGGUGUAA